Messenger RNA from Helianthus annuus (common sunflower), 1930 nucleotides. RefSeq names its product protein disulfide isomerase-like 1-6. The transcript has 12 exons. Gene Ontology annotation, cellular component: endoplasmic reticulum. Gene Ontology annotation, molecular function: protein disulfide isomerase activity. Bases 107 to 1690 code for a protein of 527 amino acids. Gene Ontology annotation, biological process: response to endoplasmic reticulum stress; protein folding. NCBI's taxonomy places the organism in Eukaryota, Viridiplantae, Streptophyta, Magnoliopsida, Asterales, Asteraceae. The record is from RefSeq and is a predicted model, not a curated record.
CACGGAAGACAAAAACACUAUAAAACCCACUUCAAAAUCUUGAUUUUCUUGAUCCAUCCAGAUCUCAUUCACAAUUCACAAUCCCACCAAACCCACAAACGUUACAAUGUUUAAUCCAAAACCCACCUCAAAAGUCGUCUACUUGACCAUAAUCCUCAUCAUUUCACUACCUUUCUUGAUCAAUUCAACAGCCACUGAACAAGAUUCCGAAGAAAUCGACGAUCUUUUAGCACUAGACGAAGAAGAACAAGAAUCGUCACCAAAACCGUCAUCUGAAGCAGAAGUGUUAACCAAAGCUCAAAGAAUUGUUGUUGAACUGAAUAAUGAUAAUACCCAGAAAGCAAUUGAUGGAAAUGAGUAUGUUUUUGUUCUGGGUUAUGCACCUUGGGAUGUUAGAAGUGCUGAAUUGAUGCCUAGGUUUGCAGAGGCUGCUAGUGUGUUGAAAGAGUUGGAGAGUGAUGUUUUGAUGGGGAAAGUUGAUGCUGAGAGGUACCCUAAAGUGGCUUCUAGUCUUGGGGUUAAAGGGUAUCCUACUUUGCUUCUGUUUGUUAAUGGGAGUUCUUUACCCUAUACCGGUGGAUUUUCAUCGGAAGAAAUUGUGACUUGGGUGAGAAAGAAGACGGGUACACCCGUUAUCCGAAUCAACUCUAUCGAUGAAGCAAACGAUUUCCUUAAGAAGCAUUCCAUGUUCGCAGUUGGCUUAUUCGAGAAGUUUGAGGGACCUGAUUAUGGCGAAUUUGUAAAGGCGGCAACUACUGACAACGAGGUUCAGUUUGUUGAGACGUGCACUUCGCAGAUUGCCGAUGUUUUGUUUCCGGAUGUUAAGUCUAUUAGCCCGGUUCUUGGUCUUGUGAAAAGUGAGCCCGAAAGAUACACUUUGUAUGAAGAUGCUUUUGAGAAGGAUAAGAUUUUGCAGUUUUUGAACGAUAACAAGUUUCCAUUGGUCACGUUUCUAACCGAAGUGAAUUCCGUUAAAGUUUACGCUAGUGAUAAACUUCAGGUUUACGUCUUUGCAGAAGCCGAUGAGUUCCAAAAAUUACUAGAGCCAUUUCAAAAUGCUGCCAGAAAGUUCAAAUCAAAGAUAAUGUUCGUGUUUGUUGACAUCAAAGACGACAAUCUUGCAAAGCCUUUCCUAACUUUAUUUGGGCUUGAAGAUUCAGAAGACACCCUUGUAACCGCUUUUGAUUACAAAACUGGUGCGAAGUAUUUGUUAGAGUCGGAUCCAACGCUUGCGAAUAUAGAAGAGUUCGGUUUGGGGCUCCUAAAGGGUAUUUUACCUCCGUUUUACAAGUCCCAAGCGAUACCGGAUAACAAAGGCGCAGACAUUAUAACCGUUGUUGGAAAGACGUUCGAUGACUUGGUUCUAAGCAACUCCAAGAACAUACUUCUAGAGAUACACACACCAUGGUGUUUGAACUGUGAAACCACGACGAAACAAGUGGAGAAGUUGGCAAAACACUUUAAAGGGUUGGAAAAUCUCGUUUUUGCAAAAAUAGAUGCUUCUGUAAACGAGCACCCGAAAUUGGAGGUGGAAGACUAUCCGACACUUUUGUUCUACCCAGCCAGCAACAAGUCAAACCCGAUUAAGCUGCCUACAAAGUCUAGCUCAAAAGAUUUGGCAAUACUAAUCAACAAAUAUUUAAAAGAACAGGCACAUGAUGAGCAACAUGUAACUAAAGAUGAGCUUUAGAAUGAUUAGGAUGAUGUUAUAGAGUGUGAUCAAGGGUUAAAAAGGUAAUUUGUCAAAAACCCGGCACCCGGAAGAUGAUUACCAUUUUAGAUGGCGGGUUAGCACGAAUAUAGACUAUUGACCCAUCCUCGUGUAUAUCGAGAAUGAAUUCUGAAAAUUUUAAUGUGUGCACGUCCGUGCCCGUGUGCUCUGAAAAAUUAUUAAUAAUUAUUUAGUUAAUAAGGUGUGUUUCAAGAUCAA